AUGGAUUUCUAUUCCCGUUGGCCAGAAGUGUACUUUACUACAUCGCCCAGUGCAGAAUUUACCAUUCGAGAACUCAGGAAAACUUUCAGUGGAGGAGGUUUCCCGCAUGAUAACGUGACUGACAAUGGAAGUCAUUACACUGCCAAGAAGGUUACUUAUUGGUUGAACCCCGUGAGUUGUCGGUAUAUUCUCACUCCACCCCGAGAUCCGCAAUCCAAUGGCUCAGCGGAAAACUUUGUACGCACGCUGAAGAGUGCCAUUGCUUCCGCGAAUCCCAGUACCUUCAAUGAACUGGACAGAAGCUUCCAUAACUUUCUGAUGCAACGCAGUACAUUCAACUACGGAACACAGUCCAGCAAAGCUGUUUAA
Molecule: messenger RNA, 369 nt
Organism: Echinostoma caproni
Lineage: Eukaryota; Metazoa; Platyhelminthes; Trematoda; Plagiorchiida; Echinostomatidae
Source: the annotation of a GenBank genome assembly